Messenger RNA from Ruditapes philippinarum (Manila clam), 1408 nucleotides. RefSeq lists its product as uncharacterized. Gene Ontology annotation, molecular function: protein binding. Bases 74 to 766 code for a protein of 230 amino acids. Gene Ontology annotation, biological process: signal transduction; regulation of apoptotic process. Lineage: Eukaryota; Metazoa; Mollusca; Bivalvia; Venerida; Veneridae. The transcript is spliced from 3 exons. The record is from RefSeq and is a predicted model, not a curated record.
GGCCUUUUCCAUUAUCAAUAUAAAAACGAAAGUGAAAGUAGGAAACCCCAACGAAAAAACCAACUUGUCAAAAAUGGAGGAGCAACAAUAUGGAGCAUACAAAGAUAUGCUUAUUUCUAUCGCAGAUAUAGUUGAUCAGGAUAGUUCUGUACUUGAAACAAUGAAAUUUAAAUGUGAUAGUUUCAUCAAAGGACGGGAGAGAGACCAAAUAAAGUCAGCCAUUCAGUUGUGGACAGCAUUAGAAAAAAGAGAAUAUCUUGGAAUUUCAGACACAAAAUUUCUGAAAGACCUAUUAAAAUCAUGUAUGAAAGGACAUGUUGAGGCUUUGACUAUUUUAGAAAAAUAUGAACGAUUAAUCGGUGUUAUACCAACUACUUUAAACCAACAACAAAGUACAGCACCUGUGCAUUUUGCUGGAAAUCCACAGAUAAUUUACAUUCAGCAAGACAGUCAUACAGCUCUGCCAAGACAGUACCCACAACAGAAUGUAGAAGCUAGUGGUCCAGAUCUUACAACAGAGUUCUCAUUUCUAACAAAUUCCCUUGGGAAACACUGGUCAUUUCUAAUGAGGGAACUUGGCGUGCCAGAAAGUGAGAUAGAGGUGGUCCAGUCAGAUUAUAAAUAUACAAAGGAACAGAUCCACCAGUGUUUGAUCACAUGGAAGGGCAUACAAAAACAGGAUGCUACAAAACAAAGACUAAUAAAUGCUCUGAGAGAAGUUGAUAGGAAUGAUUUAGCAGAUACAUUAGAAGAAGGGACAUACUGAAUUUAUCAUCUACUUUUUUCAGUCACCAUACAUUUUAGAGGGCAAUUUUUGUUUUUCAUGACUCAAGCCUUAAUCUGUUGAAUUUCUGGACUUUUAGUGAUCUGUCUAAUAUUAAAAGAUGAAUGUUUUAUCAUUUAUUAGUCAGCCAACAGCAUAGAGCCUGGUCAGACUGUAUGUACAUGCAGACUGGCCUGUCUCUAUACUGGUGGCAAGGGCUGAUCACUUUCAAUUGCAACAGGUUAAAGUAAACAUUAUCUUUCAGUUCCCGAUUACUUAGAAUGUAUUACUUACAUGUACAUGGACCAAGUGAAAGAUGACAAAGAGAUAAACAUAUCUGUGGGAUAAAUUUUGGAGUGGAAGUGGAAAUAAUGUUAGCUCAGAAACAUUUCUUCAUUAUUCAGCUUACUGUAUGUUCAUAUGCUAAAGAGCCUGGGGUAAUCUACCAUAGAAUGAAAUUCCUUUCAGAAAAUGAGAAUAACGUCCAGUUAUAUUAACCUGUGAAUUGUGUAUUUAUUAUGCUUGCUUAAAUUUUCAGGUUUUCAGCAGUGACCAUAAUUAUGUUCAGACAGAAAUCUCGAAUAGUAUUUGUUGCAUUGAUAUACACGAUUAUAUUGUGAGUUUGCAUUAAACUGGUCCAGAGUU